Messenger RNA from Williopsis jadinii, 1329 nucleotides. RefSeq names its product Djp1p (gene DJP1). Lineage: Eukaryota; Fungi; Ascomycota; Saccharomycetes; Phaffomycetales; Wickerhamomycetaceae. Gene Ontology annotation, biological process: protein import into peroxisome matrix. The record is from RefSeq and is a predicted model, not a curated record. The transcript has a single exon. Gene Ontology annotation, cellular component: cytosol. The coding region runs from base 1 to 1329 and encodes 442 amino acids.
AUGGUUGUUGAUACUGCGUACUACGAUACCCUUGAGGUAUCAGUGACGGCUACUCCCGUGGAGAUUAAGAAGGCCUAUAGGAAGAUGUCCAUCAAGAUGCACCCUGAUAAGAACAGGGAUGACCCGAACGCCACUGAGAAGUUCCAGGAGAUCUCGGAGGCGUAUCAGGUGCUGAGCGAUGAAACACUGCGAGCCAAGUACGACAAGUUUGGUAAGGAGAGUGCAGUACCGAACGAAGGGUUUGAAGAUGCCGAUGAGUACUUUGCGAUGAUCUUUGGUGGUGAGGCCUUUGUCUCGUACAUCGGAGAGCUGAGCCUGCUGAAGGACUUGCAGAAGAGUGCUGAGCUGAAUGAGGAACAGGAGAAGAAGGAGAAGGAGGAGAAGGAGAAGGAGAAGGAGCGGUUGAAGUCUGAGGAGGAGAAGGAGAAGAAGAAAGGUGAUGACAACAUCAGUGGCACAAGCGCUGCAACUGGACAGAAUACAACAAAGGAAUCCACGCCUCUUCAACUGCACAGCUCCGAGCACGCUGCAACGGAAGCUCAAUCCGACCAUACUGAUAAGCCUUCAACGGAAGAGGUGAAGAACGAGGAGACAAAGGAGAAGUCCAAGUUGCAAGAACACGAAGAAGAGAUGAGAAAGAAGCGCGAGGAAACCAUAACUACACUGUCAAAGAAACUAAUCGAACGCCUCUCGCUAUUAACGGAAUCUGAGAAUGAUACUGCUUGUCAAGAUGCCUUCAAGGAGAAAUUCCAAAUCGAGGCGAAUCUCCUCAAGAUGGAGUCCUUUGGUUUGGAUAUCCUCCAUACUAUUGGUAAAGUAUAUUGUACAAAGGCACAGAUCUAUUUGGACUCCCAGCAGCUAUUUGGUAUUCCCGGGUUCUUCACCUCGAUGAAGGCUAAAGGUGGCAUCGUCAUGGACACUUUCCGUACGGUGUCUUCUGCACUUGACGCACAAUCCACCAUGCAAGAGCUACAGAAGUGGCAGGAGAUGAAGGCAAACCCUGAUGAACUACGGAAUGAAAAGGGUGAAAUCGUGGAAAAGCCUACAGACGAGGAGAUUGCUCAACUGGAGAAGCUACUCAUGGGUAAAGUGCUGAACGCCGCAUGGCACGGUAACAAGUAUGAGAUUCAGAGUACGUUAAGAGACGUUUGCGAUAAAGUACUGGGUGAUAAAUCUGAACCAAAGGAUAAAAGAAUACAACGCGCAAAUGCACUGAUGCUCUUAGGUAAGGUGUUUGUCAACACAACGAGAUCUAAAGUGGAACAGGAGGAGGCCCAGUUAUUCGAAGAGUUGGUUGCAGAAGCUACUCAAAAGAAACAGAACAAGUGA